AUGUCGAGGCGCUCAGCCGAGACGCGCACUGGCGACCGCCACAGGCUGAAUCAGCAGGAAUCACCGCCCGUUUCCGGGUCAUUCUCCCACGGUCUACCGUUCGGUGCGCUUGGGUGGCGCGGGCUGCGCAACGUCACCGGUGUGAGCACGACCGAUCGAAAGCUGUACCAGAACGUUCAUUCCAUACUCAACAACAACAUGGGCGGACGAGGUGACGAACUCCUCGCAAAGGCCGAGAAGAAGGCCUCCUCUUCCACCGGCUGGUUCUCCUCUAGCUCUUCCAAGUGGGAGGACGCUGCUGACCUCUUCCAGCAGGCCGCCAAUGCGUACAAGAUCGAGUCUCGAUGGACCGACUCCGGCAAGGCUUUUGAGCGUGAGGCCGCGUGCCGAAUCAAGGCCGACGAGAAGAACGACGCUAUGAACGCCUACCACAACGCCGGCAAGAGCUACAAGAAGUCGGACCCGCAGGCCGCCAUCAACGCUCUGCACCAGUGCAUCAAGCUGAUCACCGAGUCGGGCAACUUCCGCCAGGCUGCGGACCGGGAGAAGGAGAUUGCGCAGAUCUACGCUCAGGACGGACUCGACAUCCAGCAGGCGCGGGACAGCUACCAGCGCGCCGGCGACUGGUACAAGCAGGAGGAUGCGAACGCGACUGCGAACCAGUGUUACCAGCAGGCUGCGGAGCUCAGCGCCGAGCUCGGAGAUUACCGCCGCGCGAUCGACAACUACGUCACGGUCGCCGACUGGUCUCUCACGUCGCCGCUCACCAAGUACAGCGUCAAGGACUACUUCCUGCGGGCAGUCAUGUGCGCGAUCGCUACCGGAGAUCUCGUCACGGCCAGGAAACUGCUCGACUCGUUCGACCAGAAGGACGUCACCUUCCCUUCGACGCGCGAGGCCAAGUUCGCCCGCGAGCUCGUUGAUGCGUGUGAGGAGGGCGACGUUGAGCGCUACACCUCGGCCGUGUUCAACUACGACCAGAUCUCGAAGCUUGACAACUGGAAGACGAACAUUCUUCUCAAGGUCAAGAGGGCGCUUGAGGAGGAGGAGAGCAGUCUUCUUUAG
Molecule: messenger RNA, 1065 nt
Organism: Trichosporon asahii var. asahii CBS 2479
Lineage: Eukaryota; Fungi; Basidiomycota; Tremellomycetes; Trichosporonales; Trichosporonaceae
Product: vesicular-fusion protein
Exons: 3
Coding region: 1-1065 (354 amino acids)
Biological process (GO): intracellular protein transport; SNARE complex disassembly
Cellular component (GO): SNARE complex; vacuolar membrane
Molecular function (GO): soluble NSF attachment protein activity; syntaxin binding
Source: RefSeq, a predicted model, not a curated record